Fimicolochytrium jonesii is the source of this 1491-nucleotide messenger RNA. Its product is annotated as P-loop containing nucleoside triphosphate hydrolase protein. NCBI's taxonomy places the organism in Eukaryota, Fungi, Chytridiomycota, Chytridiomycetes, Spizellomycetales, Powellomycetaceae. The record is from RefSeq and is a predicted model, not a curated record. Gene Ontology annotation, cellular component: nucleus. The transcript is spliced from 5 exons. Gene Ontology annotation, molecular function: RNA binding; RNA helicase activity; ATP binding. The coding region runs from base 1 to 1491 and encodes 496 amino acids.
AUGCGACUGGAGAAAGCCCUGUUCUCAGAAAAAAUAACCGAAGGAAUAAAUUUCGCCAAAUACGACGACAUUCCAGUUCACACCCAUGGUGUCCGUCUGCCUCCACCAUUGGAAACCUUCGCGAACUCUGGCAUGCACGAAGGUAUCGCUUGGAUGCUACGGGAGCUGGCGUCUUACAACAAGCCGACCCCAAUCCAAAGAUUUGCCAUUCCCGCUCUAAGCGCAGGCCGUGACCUUAUGGCUUGCGCGCAAACGGGAUCAGGGAAAACCGCCGCGUUCCUACUUCCUGUCAUCAGCAACAUUUUCUAUGAUGGUCCCACGCCGAUGGACAGCCGCGUGGCUUCUCCAGUCGCCUUGAUCCUAGCGCCAACCCGCGAACUGGCGACCCAAAUCCACAAGGAAGCAUUGAAGUUCACGUACCGAUCGUUUGUCAAAGUAUCGGUCAUUUAUGGUGGGACGCCGACGGGCGAACAGCGUGAUAAAAUGCAUGGAUGUCAUAUUCUCAUCGCCACGGUUGGCAGAUUAAUCGACUUCAUCGAACGUCAGGCAGUCACCUUGAGGAAAAUCAAAUACCUCAUCCUGGACGAAGCCGACCGGAUGUUGGAUAUGGGGUUCGAACCUGCCAUCCGUCACAUCCUGGAUGGCUGCGACUUGAACCCUGCCCAUCAAAAGGCUUUAUUCUCUGCAACGUUUCCGGUCGACAUUCAGAUGAUGGCCCAGGACUUCCUGAAGGAUUACCUGUUCAUAGUUGUGGGCGAAAUCGGAAGCACUACUGACGAUAUCAGGCAAGAGAUCAUCUAUGCGGACCACCACGGCAAGCAACGUGCUCUGGGCGAGCUCCUCAAGAACGACAAAGAGCUCCGCGCCAGCACCAAGGAGCACCCCUACCUUGUCCUCAUCUUCGUCAAGACCAAGCGCUCUGCCCCCAUCCUCGCCAACUACCUCAGAUCUUCCCUCAACCAGCAUUCGGUCCAAAUGCACGGCGAUCUGACCCAAAACGAACGUGAACACGCCCUGCGAAACUUCCGUCACGGCCAACCCAACGUCCUCAUCGCCACCGACGUCGCCGCUCGCGGUUUGGACAUCCCUAACGUCGGCCACGUCAUCCAGUACGAUCUCCCCGACAAGAUCGACGACUACGUCCACCGUAUCGGGCGUACCGGCCGAGCGGGCAACACCGGCCGCGCGACCAGCUUCUACAACGACGACAAUGCCAAUUUGAGGUUGGAGCUGAUCAAGAAGCUGGAGACUGCUACCGGCGGUACUGUGCCUGAUUUCUUGCGUAGGCCGUAUGCAGGUGGUGGACGCAGUGCGGGUGGGUUUGGUGGCGGGUUUGGAGGUGGCCGGAGCGGCGGCGGUGGUGGUGGGUUUGGGCGUGCAGGCGGCGCUGGUGGGGGUGGAGGCGGCGGAUACCGAGGUGGAAAUCAGGGCGGGGGAAACGGCGGAGGAAAUGCGGGAAGUGGAUACGACUACCCUGUUGGUGGCUGGUGA